AUGGUGGUCCGCCCUUUCGUCAAGGAGUCCCCCGAGGACAGUUCCAUGGAGAAUGGCAUCUUCAAGGAAGACAAUACCGUUCCGCCCGCGCAGCAGCGCGUUCUGCCGCUGUUUAGUCUGAAGGGCAAGACGGCUAUUGUCUCCGGUGCCGGGGCCGGGAUUGGACUGGCGGUUGCACACGGGUUCGCUGAGGCCGGUGCGAAUGUGGCGAUUUGGGUAUGUUCCCUGAAGCAUCUUCCUCCACCACCAACUUUAUGAACAACAUCACGUCCGAAGCCACAUGGACCGAAACCAACGCUCUUAUCACAGUAUCACGGCAACAAGAAAGCCCUCGACCGAGCCGCCGAGAUUGAAAAACUCUACGACGUACAAUGUAAUAGAUCCUACUUAUCCCCCUUACCCAUCGUCCAUUCACCCACUCACAAUCCCCCUCCCUACCUAGGUCGCGCCUACCAAACCGACGUGACAGACUCCGAAGACACCAAACGCGUCAUCGCCCAGAUCGUGUCGGAAUUCAACCACCGUCUCGACAUCUUCGUCGCCAACGCCGGCAUCCCCUGGACCCAGGGCCGCAUGAUCGACGGCCAACUCGACCACUACCAUCGCGUCGUCGCCACCGAUCUCGAUUCCGUCUUCUACUGCGCACGAGCCGCCGGGGAGGUCUGGAGACGACAGUAUCUGACGGGGAAAGAUGCCCGGGGCGAGGCUUUGGAGGGUUAUAGUUAUGGGAGUUUCAUCGCGACCGCGAGUAUGAGCGGGCAUGUGGCGAAUAUUCCGCAGUUGCAGAGCGCCGUGAGUUCUCGGAUCUUUUACUUUUUUUCAAUCUUCCAAUCUUCGUCCUCCCCUUUGCUGAUCGAGAGGGGGGUGGUGUUGUUUUGUCCGCAGUACAACGCCGCCAAAGCCGGCGUCAUCCACCUCGUCAAAUCCCUCUCCGUCGAAUGGGUGCAAUUCGCCCGCGCCAACAGCAUCUCCCCGGGCUACAUGGCGACGGAAAUCUCCGACUUCGUGCCCCCGGAGACGAAGCGCAUCUGGCAUGGCAAGAUCCCCAUGGGUCGCGAAGGGCAGGCGAGCGAAUUGAAAGGUGCCUAUCUCUAUCUGGCUUCGGAUGCGAGUAGUUAUACGACCGGAAGCGAUCUUGUGGUUGAUGGGGGGUACACGAGUGUGUAA
Lecanosticta acicola is the source of this 1167-nucleotide messenger RNA. Lineage: Eukaryota; Fungi; Ascomycota; Dothideomycetes; Mycosphaerellales; Mycosphaerellaceae. The record is from the annotation of a GenBank genome assembly.